This is a messenger RNA of Myotis brandtii (Brandt's bat), 1402 nucleotides long. RefSeq names its product phosphatidylinositol-specific phospholipase C, X domain containing 2 (gene PLCXD2). NCBI's taxonomy places the organism in Eukaryota, Metazoa, Chordata, Mammalia, Chiroptera, Vespertilionidae. Gene Ontology annotation, molecular function: phosphoric diester hydrolase activity. The record is from RefSeq and is a predicted model, not a curated record. Bases 548 to 1402 code for a protein of 284 amino acids. The transcript is spliced from 3 exons. Gene Ontology annotation, biological process: lipid metabolic process.
CGCCGCGUUACACUUCUGAGCGGCUUCGGGAAGCACAGGGCAGGGGAGUGUGUGCCCAGAGCGGGGGACAGGAGGCCGGCCCAGCUCCUGUGCCAGCCCAGGGACAUACCUAGAAGCCUAGGUCAGGGUGAUGAUGGUGCGUUCUGGCGCUCACGUGUGGACAGACACACCGGCGGGUCUAUGUGCUGUGGAGGCACCUGUCUUGUGAGUGGCUCCGGGCGUGGCUGCCCUUCGGACGUUCAGUUUCUGAAGAUUUACCUCUAGGGGCCUACCUUCCCCGAGCUCCGGAGGGGAACGUGAGAAGUUUAACGGAGCCGGGACUGAGCAGAAUAAGAGGGGAACCGCGGCUGGGCCGGAGAGGGUGGGACUGCGGGUGCCAGGGGGGGAAGGAAACCACCUAUUUACCCCGUCGUCCAGCCCUAGGGCCUUUUGGCAAGACUGGCAUGACCAAAGUGGCCCUGAAAUGUCUAGAAAGCCCAGACAAUGAUGAUCACUGAGUGAGUGGCACUGGACUGAGCCUGGGCGGUUUGUUGACUGACGGAGAGGGAUGCUAGGGAGGAAACUCAGGAUGGGGACCAUCUGUUCCCCCGUCCCCAGCGGGACAAAGACCUCAUCGGAUGUCUGCAAUGCCGACUGGAUGGCCUCGCUGCCCCCUCACCUCCACAACGUCCCCCUUUCCAAUCUGGCAAUCCCAGGCUCCCAUGAUUCGUUCAGCUACUGGGUAGAUGAGAAGUCCCCAGUGGGGCCUGACCAAACCCGAGCUGUCAUGCGCCUUGCCAGGAUCUCCUUGGUGAAGAAGCUAAUGAAGAAAUGGUCUGUGACUCAGAACCUGACCUUCCGAGAGCAGCUCGACGCUGGGAUCCGAUACUUUGACCUGCGUGUGUCCUCCAAGCCAGGGGAUACCGACCAGGAGAUCUACUUCAUCCACGGACUUUUUGGCAUCAAGGUCUGGGAUGGGCUGAUGGAGAUUGACUCGUUUCUUACGCAGCACCCCCGAGAGAUUGUCUUCCUGGAUUUCAACCACUUCUACGCCAUGGAUGAGGCCCAUCACAAAUAUCUGGUUCACCGGAUGCAGGAGGCCUUUGGAAACAAGCUAUGCUCGGCCUGUAAUGUGGAGAGUCUGACCCUGCAGAUCCUGUGGGAGAAGAAGUGCCAGGUUCUUAUUUUCUAUCACUGCCCCUUCUACAAGCAAUACCCCUUCUUGUGGCCUGGAAAGAAGAUCCCAGCACCCUGGGCAAAUACCACCAGUGUGCGCAAACUAAUCCUCUUCUUGGAGACCACUCUGAGUGAGCGGGCCCCACGUGGCUCCUUCCAUGUCUCUCAAGCGAUUCUCACCCCCAGAGCAAAGACCAUCGCCCGAGGCCUGGUCGGUGGCCUCAAGAACACACUGGUUCACAGGUAA